Messenger RNA from Aplysia californica (California sea hare), 3288 nucleotides. RefSeq names its product RNA-binding motif protein, X chromosome. The transcript is spliced from 10 exons. Bases 134 to 1276 code for a protein of 380 amino acids. Lineage: Eukaryota; Metazoa; Mollusca; Gastropoda; Aplysiida; Aplysiidae. The record is from RefSeq and is a predicted model, not a curated record.
UACAAAAUCUGGGCAAGGGAAAAAGUCGGCAAACGGUGCCCAAUUGUCCACCAGCCACCAACGCCGUUUUUACAACGCCAUUUUGUUUAUAAAUCUGUUCUUGCAGGACUGAAGCCGAGUGAGUGUGAAUACAAUGUCAGACUUCAGAGGCAGAGGUAUGAGAGGUGGACGGAGUCGGGGAGGCCCUCCCAGAGGAGGAUUCAGAGGUGGACGUGGCGGUUUUUCCAGCGACCGUGAGAGGGGGCGUGGAGGAUUUGGCCGUGGUCGAGGACGCGGAGAUGGAUUUUCCAGAGGGAGAGGAGGACCACCAAGUGAUUCUUAUAUUGCCAGACAUUUGAGCAGAGACGAUGAUUCACCUCCAAGAAAAUCUUCCCUCCUGUCAAGAGGCUAUGACAGUUCAGACAGGGACAGGGGACCCCCCAUGGGCCGACGGGACAGAUAUGAAGACAGUUAUGAAAGAGGUCCACCACCAUCCAGGUCCAGGGAUCCUUACCCUUCCCCUCCAAGGGACUCCUCAAGAAUACUUGACAGACUCAGCCCGCCCCGCAGUAGCUUACGCGACAGAGACUAUGGACCCAGUUCCCGCGACUACCCAAGCUCAAGGGGAGAUUACUUGCCAUCUCGAAGCUACAGUCCCCCCAGAGACUCUGGGUUCAGCUCUCACCGAGACACGUUCCGUAGUAGUCUGAGGGAGGACGACCGCGACAGCUUCUCCCGCCCUUCCCCCCGGGACUACCCCUCCUCCCGCAUGCCCUCAGACUACGGCAGUGACCGGCCGCCCCGGGACUUCCGAGAUUCCCCCAGGGACUAUGGUGCUUCUUCCCGCGACUACCCUCCCAGAAACUCUGAUUUCAGGAGCUCACUGGGCGGACGGGGAGACUUCAGGGAUCUGCCUCCUCGGGACCGGCUAUCCUCCCGCGACUAUGACAAUGGCAGAGACUAUCACUCACGUUCUGGACAUUCUGACAGGCCCGUUCACAUGGACAGGGAUUACGGGUCUAGUCGUUUUUCCAAGCUGGAUGACCGCAGUCCAGGCCGUGGACCUAGAGAGUACAGAGGAAGAGGUGCCCCUCGUGGGAUGCGUGGUGGACGAGAUGACCGCGGUGGGCGUGGUGGUGGCUUCAUGAAUGGUGGGCGUGGACGAGGUCCACCUCGCGGCCGAGGCCGGCCAGAUUUUCCAGGCAGUCGUGGGGGCAGAAGGAGUCCCCCUCCAAGUCGUGACGGACCACCGAGGAAAGCCCCGCGUAUGGAGAGCUCCGACAGUUAUAGGAGAUAAAACCCAAAUGUGAAGAGGAACCCCAAGAGUGGUUCUCUCACUGCGUCUGUAUAGAUAUCUACACAACUCACAUUAUGGAUGGAGUGACCUAUGAGGAUGGGACAAUUUAGUUAUGAUGAUGAAGCCGAGAAUGGCUCUCUGUAUGUACAUCUGUAGAGGUAUCUUCGCAACACCCAGUUGGACAUAGAAAUGCAGGCGAUGAGACAAGGAUUGUUCUCUCUGUACUGGUAUAUAUUUCUGCACAACCCAAUCUCUGGAUAGCAGGGAUGACUCAACUGAUUUGUUAGACUGGGAGAAUCUAGUAUUAGGCAAUGAAACUGAGCAAAGUUCUGCUCUGUACCAAUAUAGAGACUGUCUCUUCAACCCAAGCUUUGGACAGGUCAGAUUCAUUGAAUGACUUACUAGAGUGAGAAAAUUUUAAUACAACAGGACUAGAGUUGGACUGCAGGCUCUGUCUAAAUCAACUAGCUACCAAACCCAAAGGUGGACAGUAGACGUGCUGAAUGGUUUAUUAGAGUGGGAGAAUGUGGAUGCUGCUACACAGCUUGAGUUGUUGGAUUGCAGGCUUUACAUCCCCGUGACCUGAUUUGACUACAUCCAGUAGAAUGGAGUUUUUAGCCAAGCAGGUACCAUUUACUGCCUUCUGAUUUGAAUGGAAAAGAGUUCUGUGAUGAUUCUAGGUUUGAAGUGUCCACCAGGGAUCGGUUUCCGUACAUCUAAAGACAAAUUUUCUAAGGUUAAAAUUUAAAAAACCUAAUCAGUGAAAAUUCGAGGAACCAAGGCGCACUGCGAGUUGAGACCCAUGCAUUUGGGAUAUGCUCAGCUGUUGACAUUGUAAAUGGUGCAGCUUUUUUUUGUGUGUGUGUAGAAAGCAGAUAUUUGAUGAGAAUGGAAGUGGACCCACCUAUCAACUAAUGUCUGCAUAUGUUGGGGGAAAAUAUGGAACACUAAAUUGUUAAAAAAAAAAGAAAAUCAUGGAAAAUACCAUUCUGAUUUUACUUUUGUCAGAAAAAACUGAUGUCUGCCCAUCUAUAUGGUCUCCACCCCAUAAAAUGAACGCGUAAUAUAUUUUCCUCAAAUCAGGUUUUGUAUCUAAGACAAACCGUAGCAAUUAUGUUGAACCUUGUAAGUUGUAUGGCACUUACAGUGAAAGUUCCUUGCUUAAAUGCUGGAGUAAACACUGCUUGAUUAGGAUGAGGUGUGGUCACUCUGGUGUUAGGUCAAGUCACAAAGUGUACGGAAACCGGUACUGUAAGGUGUAAGGAAACUUUAGUUUUUAAAAAUAAAUGUACCAAAAUGUGGAAACUGGUACUGUAAGGAAACUUUCAGUUAUUUAUUUAUAAAAAAUAAAUUUAGCAAAAUAUGGAAACUGGUAUUGUAAGGAAGCAUUCAGUUUUCAAAUAAAUGUAGCAGAAUACAUGUAUCAAGUGUGAAAUGUCAGCAAACGAGACUGAUGUGACAAAGAAAUGUUGGCCAUUGGAGUUAUGUUGAGGCCAUCUAAUAAGUCGGGGCGUGCUAAAAGCCUUGGCUGUCACCGUGAAUAUAUUAUAUCAAUGCCUAAACUGUAAUGGAAGUAAGAAAGGAAAAUGGUACAAUGUACAGAUUGUUAGAUGUUGUUUAUUUUUUCAUUGAUACCAAUGUACAUACACAUCAGUUUAGAUUAGUGGCUAGAAGUUUAUCGUGUCGUAGAAAAUUCUUGGCCAUGUUUGUGAUGAACCUCACAAUCUUAAGGUCUGUACUAUGUACUGUUAGACGUUAUAACAGGAAUUCUGUGUUGUUGUUUUUUUUUUAAACCUGACAUUGGGGAUUGAGGGCUUUGUCUUAAACACUUGUAUUGUAAGCACAUUUGCUAUUUAUGUACAUAUGUUUGUCAAUUUCUGUGGGGAAAUUAAUUCUUUAAGCAAAUACAGCAAAAUACUUUCAAUGCCCAUUAUGUCCAUUUCAUUUCCCAUGUCUGCUCAUUUUCUGUCAGUGUGAAUUUUCAGUUCAAAUAAAAAAAGAUGAUAAAAAAC